AUUUGAUAGAUUUUAGUAGUUUCAAAAAAUCUAACCGAGACGGUUGGGAAUGUCUAGACUCAAGAAUGUUCCGAUGAAUCAAUUCAUAUUCAAUAUAAUAUACUUUUCAAUUGAAAAGGGCGUAUCUGCAAAAUAGCACAUUUGGGAUAUUUGUCUUUGAAGACUUUCAUUUCAUCCACAGAUUCAAUUGAAUUAAUAUGAAGAAAAAAUAAAUGAUAAUGCAUGUUAAUUAAAUUUAAUCUGUAGAUGGCACAAAUGAAAGUAUUUAAAGUUCAAUCAAUAUCCCAAAAGUGAUUUUUUGUAGAUACGCACGCACUUCUCAAUUCAAACGUCAGUAUAGAUUCAUCAUAUUCCAAUCUGAUCACGCUGAUGAAACUGUUGAAAUGAUGUUCGAUCAAUACAUUGCUUUCCGGAAAUAAAGAGGAUCUUAUACGAAUUCAAUACAGUAAUUACAAUAUCUUAUGCAUAAUGGACCUGUACUUAGCAACUCUCAUGCUUGUAGACACCUCUGAUAAUGCUUUGUCGGCAUUAUCCAUAACAGAAUUACGGUUCGUUUUAUGGGUCGGCUUUAAAAUUCAGUAAAGACGGAUAACUUUUUUGACCGUUAUGCAAAUUUAGGUAGCUAUUAUUUGAAAGCGUUGAAUAUUUUGCAAUAACCUGGACCACUUUAGGAAUCACUGGCCUGGCGUAUACCGAUGACGAAUACAAAAAUCACAUUUGGCAAAACCAGAGGCAACGCCGACAAAGUGGAUAUACAAAGGAUAAUAAUAAAUCUCGAAAAUAGACGUGCUCGUAGGGAAAUAAAAAUAAUUAUCUUGAAAGCGAUAAUAAACUAAUAAACUCUGAAGGGUGCGAUUUUCGACUGCCUUGAAGAUUUCAAAGGAAAGUAAAAUGAUUAUUGGUUCAUUUUUAUGGAAUUUUUACGAAGAUAUAUCUCUGUAUUUCCAAUCAAUUAUUUAGAUUCAUAAUAUUUUAUAUGUGGUUAUGGGAGCAAAUGUUCAAUUGUUGAAAGCACAUUAAAAAGACCAUCAAAAAUAUAAUAUACGUUUCAAUUGAAAAGGGCGUAUCUGCAAAAUAGCACAUUUGGGAUAUUUGUCUUUGAAGACUUUCAUUUCAUCCACAGAUUCAAUUGAAUUAAUAUGAAGAAAAAAUAAAUGAUAAUGCAUGUUAAUUAAAUUUAAUCUGUGGAUGGCACAAAUGAAAGUAUUUAAAGUUCAAUCAAUAUCCCAAAAGUGAUUUUUUGUAGAUACGCACGCACUUCUCAAUUCAAACGUCAGUAUAGAUUCAUCAUAUUCCAAUCUGAUCACGCUGAUGAAACUGUUGAAAUGAUGUUCGAUCAAUACAUUGCUUUCCGGAAAUAAAGAGGAUCUUAUACGAAUUCAAUACAGUAAUUACAAUAUCUUAUGCAUAAUGGACCUGUACUUAGCAACUCUCAUGCUUGUAGACACCUCUGAUAAUGCUUUGUCGGCAUUAUCCAUAACAGAAUUACGGUUCGUUUUAUGGGUCGGCUUUAAAAUUCAGUAAAGACGGAUAACUUUUUUGACCGUUAUGCAAAUUUAGGUAGCUAUUAUUUGAAAGCGUUGAAUAUUUUGCAAUAACCUGGACCACUUUAGGAAUCACUGGCCUGGCGUAUACCGAUGACGAAUACAAAAAUCACAUUUGGCAAAACCAGAGGCAACGCCGACAAAGUGGAUAUACAAAGGAUAAUAAUAAAUCUCGAAAAUAGACGUGCUCGUAGGGAAAUAAAAAUAAUUAUCUUGAAAGCGAUAAUAAACUAAUAAACUCUGAAGGGUGCGAUUUUCGACUGCCUUGAAGAUUUCAAAGGAAAGUAAAAUGAUUAUUGGUUCAUUUUUAUGGAAAAAAAUUUCGUUUUUCGUUUCUGCAAGAAUUCUGAAAUUUCAUAUUUUGAAAAUCUUGGGAGGGGUAAUUACUAUAUAAUACUAGUACUCUUCACUAUUUCUAUACGGUCUUGCUUACUGACUGACUGAUAUUUGUACGUUUUUGAGACUCAAUUAUUAAGUGAAGUUAGUGAAGGUGUUUGAAGUUUUUUUAUAAGUUAUAUUUGCCUUUGACCUAAGGACUUUUUGUUUAUUCAGUUAUUAAAGGUAAGAGCUUAAUAUACAAUUCGAUAUUUUUCAACCUUAAAAUUACUUUUUUGAAGAUAUAAAACUUGAAAACGAUUUAUAUUUGAAUGUAUUAGAUUUUUGUGUAUAACCAAUAUCGGGUGUUUCAUGUCAUCGUAUAUAGGCAAAAUCUCGCUCAUUUGACGAGAUAAUAAAAAAAUUUCUGUUACUAGGGCCUAGUAACAGUUGGAAUAAUACAGAUCUAUUCUGAAUUUCUCCAAGUGAAUAUUAGAACUCUGAAAAUAGACGAGCAGAUAAAUUCGAUUUUUUUAAUCUGAAGUUGGUUGUGUUGUGAAUAUUUCGGAGUGAAAACUUGUGUUUGAAUAUUUCGAUCUUUUUGUAAGGUAAGAUCUAUUGAUAAUCUUAAUUGAGACAGUUAAAUAAAGAAAUUGUGUUUUCCAGGAAAGCAAAAAUGUUUGGUCUAGUUCAUUUUCCCGACCAGACUUACGGAAUAUAUUCAAUGAAAAAUAUUUCAAAGAAAAAAGGAGAUAAUAAUGCCUGCAUUGUAAAACAUAGAGGUGCCAAAUAUGAAGCAGUACUGAUAACAGAAAAAGAGAAAAAAGAAGAACUGAGGGUACUUCAAGAUGAAAUGGUUGGACAGCUAAAAUCAGUAAAGAAAUCUGUAAGCGAUAAUAAUUUCACUGAUUCGAAAAUUGGAGAAAAAUAUGUGGAUAUGGACAGACCAUCUACUUCCUCCAUCAACCAUAAAUAUGUUUCCUCCGUUGUUAAAAAAGAUGAAGAAAGUAGUGAUGAAGCAAUUCAAGAGCAAAGAGAAGAACAGAGGAUUCUUCAAGAUGAAACGCUCGAACAAAGAGAAUCAGUAGAAAAAUCUAUAGGCAAUAAUCAUUCCACUGAUUCAAAAAUUGGAAAAAAAUAUGUGGAUAUGGAAAGACCAUCUACUUCCUCCAUCAACCAUGAAUAUGUUUCCACCGUUGAGGGUAGAGAUGAACAAAGUAGUGAUGAAGCAAUUCAAGAGCAAAGAGAAGAACAGAGGAUUCUUCAAGAAGAAACGCUCGAACAAAGAGAAUCAGUAGAAAAAUCUAUAGGCGAUAAUCAUUCCACUGAUUCAAAAAUUGGAAAAAAAUAUGUGGAUAUGGACAGACCAUCUACUUCCUCCAUCAACCAUGAAUAUGUUUCCACCGUUGAGGGUAGAGAUGAACAAAGUAGUGACGGAGCAUUUCAAGAGAAAAUAAUUAUAGAAGAUAUAUUGCUUAAUCCGCGGAGAUCGCCAGAAAAAUCUCUAGUCUAUGAGGAUUUCAAUGAUUUUUCAAUUGGAACAGAAUAUGUGGAAAUUAACCGAUCAUCUACUUCUCUUAUGAAGAACUUCGAUGAUACUGUUUUCUCCACUGUUUGUGGAGAGGAGGAAGACAGAUAUGCAGAAUUUCAAGAUAAUAGUACCAUGGAAGCUUCAGAUAUGAAUGUUGACAAAAACAAACAGAGUAUUAUGCAACAUCAUGGAAUACCAGUUCAAGUGGAACCUGAAGAUGAGAUAGAAUUAUCAGUUUAUGGAGACAAUUCUGAUGAUGAUUCAGAUUAUAAUUUAUCUACUUAUUCAGAAACGCAAUCUGAUAACUCACGAGAUGGCAGUCGGAGCUCAACACCAUGUUCCUUUCUAUCUGAAAUGGAUCUGAAUAUUGAGGAGAAAACGCAACCGAAUGAGUCCAAUAAUAAUUCCCUCUCGAAAAGCAUCCAAGUUCAUUUAUCUGCCUCGUUAAACGAACCAGGGUGCGAUGAUGAAAAUAUGAUGGUAACUGAGUCCCGCGGAAGAAAAGGAGACAAGAAGGCAAAUUUUUGUUUCUACUGCCAUACGAAACAGCAAAAAAUCUCACGACACCUAGAGAAUAAACACAGCGGUGAGGAGGAGGUGAAAAAAUUUAUUAUGUUACCAAAAGGUAACGUAGAAAGGGCCAAGAUUAUUGGUCAGAUAAGAAAAAGGGGAAAUUUCCUUUUUAAUACGAAUGAGAAUUUAAAUGAUGGUGAGCUGAUUGUGGCGCGACGGCCUAAAAGCAGCAGGAAUAAAAGUGGUAGGGAUUACAGUGCAUGUGCAAACUGUAAGGGAUUUUUCUCAAAAGCCACCCUUCGAGUGCAUUUCAGAUCCUGCACAGGCAUUGAUUCCGACAUUAAAAGAUUGCCAAAUUUGCUAAGUAAAAAAAUCACAUCAAGAAUACAUCCUAUGGCAUCAAUAACUGUGAGAAAUCAUUUAUUCCCACCGCUGAGGGAGGAUGAUGUAUGUAGAGCAAUCAGAUAUGAUGAACUCAUCAUCAUUUAUGCUAACAAAAUGGUGGAAAAAUAUAGAGAACCGAGACAUUUCCAAAUGAUAAGGCAGAGAUUACGAUUAAUUGGUAAUUUCCUCAUUAAAAUGAAGGCACUGAGUAAGGAAAUAAAUAAUUUAGCCUCUAUAUAUGACCCAAAAUUUGUAGACAUGGUUUUAUCUGCUAUAAAUAUGUGUGCCCGGUACACUGAAACUACGAACUGCUUCGAAGCUCCUUCGGUAGCGUUCAGUUUGGGCACACUGCUGAAGCAGAUUGGCAAUUUAUUAAUAACAGAGUGCAUUAAAAACCACAAGGAAGAAAUGCGAAAAAAUGCUAAAUAUUUCUUGAAAGUUUUCGCUCAAGAAGUGAACAUAAAUGUAAACAGAACUGUUGCUGAAACUCAACUGAAAAUGAGUAGAACAAAAACAGUUAUGCUACCCACAAUGGGCGACAUAAAAAAACUCAGCGACUAUUUGACCAAGAAGAGAAAAGACGCCCUUGAGAAAUUGAAAAUUUGCUUCUCGUCAUUGGCCUGGAUAGACUUAGCAGAGGCAACGCUAACGUCUAUCCAGGUUUUCAAUAGACGACGCGCUGGAGAAGUCGAGAGAAUUAGCAUUACCGAAUUUGAAAAAUACGAAACGAUUGAGAGAAGUAAUAAUGAUCUAUUUCAAUCACUUUCAGAGAAAUCAAAAGAAAUUGCAAAAAAAUAUGUUCGAUUCACUAUAAGGGGCAAGUUGAAUCGGACGGUUCCUGUUCUAUUGGAUACUCAUUUAUGUGAGUGCAUCCAAUUAAUAAUAAAAAACAGAACAAAUAUGAGGGUCCACAAGAGUAACCCUUAUGUAUUCGGUACACCAGGGUCGGAUACAAAAAAGCAUCCACAUCUGAGUGCCUGCACUUUGAUGAGGAAAUUCUCUGAAGCUUGUGGUGCUGAGCACCCGACAAGACUACGUGGCACCAAUUUGAGGAAACAUAUAGCCACUACGUGUAUUACUUUGAAUCUUGAAAAUCAAGACGUAGUGGAUUUGUCGAACUUCAUGGGCCAUUCGGAGAAGAUACACAAGGGCAUUUAUCGUCAGCCCAUUAUAAGUAGGGACAUUUUGGGCAUUUCACAACUCCUGCAAACAGCUCAAGGAGAAAAUGAAAAUGCAAGCAGUGAUGACUCCGAAAAUGAGGUUGUCAAUGAUGAAGAACCAAUUCCUACAAAUGAAAUCAAUUCAACAGGAGGAACUCCAAAUCUUAGUGGGGGGAAUAGGAGGAAUUCCAGCAAAGCCCAUACCCUAUCUGGCACCCUCAAAAGAGUGAGGUGGACCCAAGAGGAGAAGGAUGCUAUUUUCCGUAUUUUCGGAGAAUAUAUGAAUAGAAAAGCUCUACCUCCUUUGAAAGUGAUACAAACAGUGAUAAAAGAAACUCCUGUUCUUCAGAAUCGCACGUCACCACAAAUAAAGACAUGGAUUCACAAUCAGCUGAAGGGCUCCAAGAAGAAACUUUCAUUUUCAAACUGAAUAUUUGUGAUAUUUUUAAUUUAUACAUAGUCAUUCGUUUUUAUUCAUAUUUAUUUAUUUUUUCAUAUAUUUAUUUACUUUUCAAGAAAGUUGUUUAUGUUUCUUCAUUUUCAUUCAUUUAUUUUCAUUUAUAUUUGUUCGUUUUAUUUAGAGAUUUAUUUAUGUUCCUUUGAAAUUCAUUUAUUUGUAUUCUUAAGAUUUUUUCAAGAUGGUGUUUCUUUCGAAACACUUCAUUUACAAUUGAAGUUUAUUAUUUUUCUUAAUCAAAAACCAAAGAAAAACCGAAUAUUUUAUUGUCACCAUAUUUUUAUGCCUUCAACUGGAAAUUCCUAACUAGAUAUUACAGAAGAACUAGGUCGACUAGAAAUUUGGAAAUGGAGAUUAGAAUAUUUAUCAUUCCUGGCUCUUUCGUACAUAUAGAGAAGAUAUUUAAAUUUGAAAAGAAUUAUGAUUCCCUUGACUUCCUCAUUAUUUAAAAUACUUUACCCAAUAAUUUAACUUCACCUUAUUUUUAUGACCUUUAACUGGGAAUACUCAAGUUCAAUCAAGAAGUUACUGAGGAACUGGGUCGACUAGAAAUUUGAAAAUUGAGAUUAGAAUACUUUCUCAAUCUAGGCUCUUUCGGUUAUACAGAGGAUCAAAAAAAUGUUCAUAACGGCGACCCCCCCCCAAUUUAAAGGCUAGGAUCGCCCUUGUCAUAAAUGCAAUUUCUGUAACGAAACUACAAUGAAAUAUAUUUUCGAAAAUAAAAUAAUCCUCAUAUUAAGA
Molecule: messenger RNA, 6645 nt
Organism: Harmonia axyridis
Lineage: Eukaryota; Metazoa; Arthropoda; Insecta; Coleoptera; Coccinellidae
Exons: 8
Coding region: 2536-5877 (1113 amino acids)
Source: RefSeq, a predicted model, not a curated record